AUGAAAUCGAAGCCAGUGCCCAGAGAAAGGAUGUGAAGGCAGACUAAAUAUGAGCUAGUCAACAAGUGCAGACGAAACGUGUUCAGAGGAAGACGUGAUCUCCAUUACAUCCUUCACUCUCGUUGUCUGAGGACAUUUUCGCCAAUAUCCUGGUUGGUUGCCAAGAGCCUAGAGAUUAGGCAAUAUGACACUUUUCCGAGCGACUCGAAAUAUGCUGGGACUGCGCAGCAGGAUUAAGGCAAUGGUUAUCCCGAGAAAGUUAGCUAACAUUCCCACCAUGGCCCCAACUUGUUCUCGCUUCUUCUACCGUGGACCAUGGCGUGAUCCCUUCACUCACAUGGAAGAAUUCAUGAAAGAUAUGGAAAGGAAAUUUAAGAGAGACAUUGAUAGCAGCCUGAGUUCAUUUUUCAGAGAUGUUCCUCGUGUGGUGGGUUCACAAGCUUUGGAGACUGCACCGGUGAUUACAAAGCCAGGUUUUGGACAUGUGCAGAAUAUCUCGACAGAGGACAGGUACAAACUAGCAUUCAACUUUAUCGAUGCCAAACCAGAGGAUAUCAAAGUUACUCUAAAAGGACGAACAUUGACUGUCUCUGGAAAAGCUGAAUCCUCGACCGAAACAUCCCAGGUCAAGCAUGCAAUGUCUGUAGAGUACCAGCUGCCAGAGGAAGUGGAUGUCGAUGCUCUGGAGUCUUCCCUCUCCCAUGAUGGAAUCUUGACAAUUGAGGCACCCCAGACUCCACCUAAGGGGCCAGAAACUUCUCAAACAAUAAACAUCAAGAGGGAAGAAUAAGUAUGAUAGUGCCUGUUUUUUUAGGGACUAUGAAAGUAGAGCAAUCAUUGCAUACAACAAUACCCUGCAAUCUUAUGUUUUUCCCUCUAUAUUAUGCUGGACAGGUCACAAGUAAAAUAAUUUUUGUGGACACCUUUUGUAUACAAGAAAUACUAUAUGCUGAAAAUUAAAAUUAUUCAAGUAAAUUUAUUUUACAUUUUAGGACUUAUCUACCAGUGAUCUGAUACUAAAGAAAAAUUGUUAAAUGUAUGCUGUAUAUAUAGUGAUUUAAUCAGUAAGGAAGUUACUUUAGAAAACAAAACAUGGGUACUGCAUAACGUUUGCACAAUGUAACAAUUUUUUUUGCUAUAUUGGGUGAUCAUUUUGUUUAGAUUAAAAUAUUCCAGCUGCUGUAGUCUAUAGGAGGUUAAAUAUGAAUAAUCUUCAUUUAAUUACUAAGUUAAGAUAAGUACAUACACUGAACAACAUCUCUUGUUAUAAUGUUGCCAUAUACAUUUAGCCUAAGUUUUAAUAAAUACUGUAUCAAUCAUAAUAUUUUUUAAAUAAAGGGAAUACCAAACUUAGAA
This is a messenger RNA of Cherax quadricarinatus, 1356 nucleotides long. The record is from RefSeq and is a predicted model, not a curated record. Lineage: Eukaryota; Metazoa; Arthropoda; Malacostraca; Decapoda; Parastacidae.